AUGGACGACGAAUGCGGAGCUAUUGUCAACAUGCCGCCAGGAUCUGAAAACAGCCUCGAGAUCUACGAACUUGCUCGUUUCGCUGUCGCCCACCAUAACCACAACCAGAAUGCAUUAUUGGAAUAUAAGAAGGUAACGAAUGUCAAGACCCAAUUGGUGGCCGGGUUGCUCUACUACAUAACGCUGGAGGCGGAGGAAGAUGGUCGAAACAAGGUAUACGAGGCCAAGGUGUGGAUCCGGCCUUGGAUGAAAUUUAAGUCACUUACGGAAUUUAAGCGGAGGUCCUGUUAUAUUUAUCAACCGGCGGCGGCAACAACGGCGGACUGGAGUCAUUGUCACAUUUCGUGUCCAACGGUGGCGUAUCCAUUCUCGGAUGCCGAUGAAUUUUUGGGAUUUCGUCGGCUCAAUUUCCGACUUGCGCGGGGCAGGCUAUGUGAAAAAGACGUAGGUGGUAGCGGGACUGAUUUCGGCAGGUCUGGUUUCCAGGUGGUGACCGAGGAGAGUGUACAUGGCGGAGGUACCGCCGAUAUCUAG
Striga hermonthica is the source of this 534-nucleotide messenger RNA. NCBI's taxonomy places the organism in Eukaryota, Viridiplantae, Streptophyta, Magnoliopsida, Lamiales, Orobanchaceae. The record is from the annotation of a GenBank genome assembly.